AUGGGUCGUAGAUUUUUUGUAGGUGGUAACUUCAAAAUGAAUGGAACACAAACCUUUCUUAAAAAUCUGAUUGACAAUUUAAAUGCUGGUCAAUUAGAUGAUAACGUUGAAGUGGUAAUCGCGCCACCUGCAUUAUAUCUCGAUCAGUGUCGCAAACAAGUUCGUAAAGAAAUCGGUGUUGCAGCACAGAAUGCUUUUAACGCUACUAGUGGUGCUUAUACUGGGGAGAUCAGCCCUGAACAAUUAAAGGACCUAAGUAUCGAGUGGGUCAUUCUCGGACAUUCAGAGCGUCGCGAGAUUUUUAAAGAAUCUGAUGAUUUUGUUGCAUCAAAGGUAGCAUUUGCCUUAAAAUCUGGUCUAAAAGUGAUCGCUUGUAUUGGAGAAAAACUAGAUGAACGGGAAGCUGGUAGAACAUUUGAAGUUGUAACUCGACAACUUCAAUCAAUCGCCAAGGUGGUUAACGAUUGGACGAAUGUCGUAAUCGCAUAUGAACCAGUUUGGGCGAUUGGUACGGGAAAAGUAGCAACUCCUCUGCAAGCUCAAGAAGUUCAUGAGUUUAUUCGAAAAUGGUUAAAGGAAAAUACGUCAGAAGCUACAGCCGAAAAUAUACGUAUUAUUUAUGGAGGUUCCGUAAAUGCUUCUAAUGCCGCAGAGCUUGCAAAACAAGCAGAUGUCGAUGGAUUCCUCGUGGGAGGUGCAUCUUUGAAGCCAGAGUUCGUUACUAUUGUGAAUGCUCGUAUUUAA
Funneliformis caledonium is the source of this 744-nucleotide messenger RNA. NCBI's taxonomy places the organism in Eukaryota, Fungi, Glomeromycota, Glomeromycetes, Glomerales, Glomeraceae. The record is from the annotation of a GenBank genome assembly.